Molecule: messenger RNA, 926 nt
Organism: Paralichthys olivaceus (Japanese flounder)
Lineage: Eukaryota; Metazoa; Chordata; Actinopteri; Pleuronectiformes; Paralichthyidae
Source: RefSeq, a predicted model, not a curated record
CACCAGGUUCAGUGUUUGUGUGACGGACGGGUUCUGAUUGUUUCAGAUGUGACGUUCAUCCAUCUGCUUCCUCUCUGUGCUUCUUGUCUGCAGCAGGAGGUGUUUGCAGGAACUCUGCCGGUGAUAACGUCCUGCGUGGACGGAUAUAACGUCUGCAUCCUGGCCUACGGACAAACCGGAUCAGGGAAGACCUACACCAUGAUGGGGAGCAAGGAAAACCCUGGAGUCAACAUCAGGUCUAUACAAGAGCUGCUUCGUAUUUGUGCAGACAAAGAAAAGGUCUCCUACACUCUGAAGAUUUCCAUGCUGGAGAUUUACAACGACACUCUGAACGACCUUUUGACCAAAGGCACCAGCGUCGCUCUCGACAUUCGAGUCCGAGGAAAGUCGGUGUCGGUCCCAGGACUGACUCAGAUCCUGGUCCGGACUGAGGCAGACAUCCUCAGCGUCAUGGAAACGGGCGAGAAGAACCGAAAGAUCGCCUCCACCAACAUGAACAUUCAGAGUUCUCGCUCUCACCUGGUGGUGUCACUGGAGGUGGAGGGUUCAGACGAGGUCUCGGGUCUGACGUCUCGCGGCACGCUGACCCUGUGCGACCUCGCCGGUUCAGAGCGAAUCUCUAAGACCGAAGCCGAGGGUCAGAGGCUGGUGGAGGCUGCCGCCAUCAAUAAGUCUCUGACGGCCCUGGGACAGGUGUUCAGCGCUCUGAAGUGUAACGCGUUCCACAUCCCAUUCAGGAACUCUAAACUCACCCACCUCCUGCAGCCCUGCCUCAGCGGAGACGCCAAGGUACAAAAACUCAUCAGUAAUAUUUGUCAGCCUGUGACCACAUCUGGAGAACCUGAGGAAGAACCUUCUCGUUGUAUCCGUGUCCUGGGGUGUGAGGUUUAACAGAUGUGGGCGUGAACCAGGUGGAGGUUAUUCAG